This is a messenger RNA of Nannizzia gypsea CBS 118893, 364 nucleotides long. RefSeq lists its product as hypothetical. The transcript has 2 exons. Bases 1 to 288 code for a protein of 95 amino acids. The record is from RefSeq and is a predicted model, not a curated record. NCBI's taxonomy places the organism in Eukaryota, Fungi, Ascomycota, Eurotiomycetes, Onygenales, Arthrodermataceae.
AUGCACGAUGAUGCAGCUCGCAAGCAAUACGAUAAUGGGCCUUCAUCGUCUGCGCCGCACGCCGUCAGCAGCGGAUACCAACCAGGCAGCAAAGUAAACGACGAAGCUAAGCAGCUAAGCACGAUGAACGCGGAAGAACCGGUCGACCCGCAGAUCCGACGGACUCGAGUUGCUCCGUCGGUUGAAAGUCAACGUGUCAAGCGUAGGCGCCGUCGGUCACUCGUUGCUGGUCGUACUCCGUCCACUGGCUGUCAGAAAUAUAAGGACUCGAGAAAAGGAAAUUCUUGACAUGGAUUAAAAGUGAAUACGGCUGAUGCGUAUACAAAAUACAACUCCCUCCGAUCCAACUCACUCCAAACGUAAA